This is a messenger RNA of Dicentrarchus labrax (European seabass), 6321 nucleotides long. It is a transcript of the gene ripor2, whose product is annotated as RHO family interacting cell polarization regulator 2. The coding region runs from base 343 to 3699 and encodes 1118 amino acids. The transcript is spliced from 23 exons. Lineage: Eukaryota; Metazoa; Chordata; Actinopteri; Moronidae. The record is from RefSeq and is a predicted model, not a curated record.
GGAUGUUAUGAAAUCAGUACUGUUGCUGAAACUUAGUGAAGGUCGCUUGGAGUCCUCUCUCUCACCCACACACAUACACACACACACUUCACCUGGCACUCACACACUCACACACACAUCCUCGUGCAGAGAGCUGAAGCUCAGCUCAGUCCCAGUCCUCUGCUACUCGAGUGAGGAGCCUGCCAGUGAUCGGACUGUCGCCUGAAGCGAAGAGGCCGAGCCGGUGUUGAUUCAAUUUUACAGCCCAGUCACUCUCUCUGAAGCUCCGAUUAGUCAGCCGAGGGAGACGAGGGGGAGAGAGGAGGAAGAAGAAGAAGAAGAAGAAGAAGAAAAGGAGUAGUGAUGGCUAUGACCGACAUUGCAGAGGAUGACCUGGAUGAGAUGAUGCGUGAGGAAGCGGAGGAUGUCUUCUACGAGGACGGUGUGUCGUCCCGUGUCCCGGAGAUCAUGGCGGCCAGCACCCACUCCCCCGGAGGACCCAACGGUAUAAUACGGAGUCAAUCCUUCGCCGGCUUCAGCACUCUACAGGAGCGUCGCUCUCGGUGUAACUCCUUCAUGGGGAACUCAGCGGUACAGAAGAAGCCUCAGUCCAAGCCAAAGAAGCCCCACCUGUCAGGACACAAAGGAGGCAGCAGCUCCAGAGAGCCGCAGCCCAAAAGACUGGAGGAGGUUUACACUGCACUCAAACAAGGCCUGGAUGAAUAUCUUGAAGUUCAUCAAACAGAGCUGGACAAACUCAUGUCUCUGAUGAAGGACAUGAAGAGGAACUCUCGCCUGGGAGUGCUGUACGAUCUUGACAAGCAAAUCAAAACCAUUGAGAGAUACAUGAGACGUCUGGAGUUUCACAUGAGCAAGGUGGACGAGCUGUACGAGGCCUUCUGCAUCCAGAGCCGUCUGAGGGAAGGUGCCAGUCGGAUGAAGCAGGCCUUCUCCUCCUCUCCCUCUACUAAAGGCACCAAGGAGAGCAUCGCAGAGGUCAACCGCCGCUACAAGGAGUACACUGAGAACAUGAGCACGUUCGAGAGCGAGCUGGAGAACCUGCUCGGGGAAUUUCACAUCAAAAUGAAAGGUUUGGCAGGCUUUGCUAGGCUCUGUCCUGGAGACCAGUAUGAGAUCUUCAUGCGGUACGGUCGCCAGCGGUGGAAGUUGAAGGGAAGGAUUGAAGUCAACUCCAGACAGAGUUGGGAUGGAGAUGAGAUGGUCUUCAUGCCUCUCAUCACUGACCUUAUCAACAUCAAGGUGACGGAGCUGAAGGGCCUGGCCACUCACAUGCUGGUGGGCAGCGUGAUCUGUGAGACCAAGGAGCUGUUUACUGCCAUGCCUCAGGUGGUGGCUGUGGACGUUAAUGACCUGGGGACCAUCAAACUCAACCUGGAGGUCACGUGGUACCCUUUCGAUGUCGAGGACCUGACUCUGUCGUCUGGCAACGUGAGCAAAGCUACAGCUCUCCAGAGACGAGUGUCAGUCUACAGCCAGGGCACGCCGGAGACCCCCACCUUCCAGGACACCUCCUUCUUUUGGCGGCCAUAUCCUGUGGAACGCCAGCGCCUCUCCUUCCUGCACAUGCUCCGAGACACCCUGCUAGAGAAGCUAAGGCGCAGUCGUUCGUUUGGUGACCUGGCCUCACUCCGGCCAAGGCCCAAAUCCAGUCUGGAGGUCUAUUCCACUUUGCCGGAUGAUGUCUUUGAGAAUGGUGGCUGCGGCGUGGCCGAGUGCAAGCGUCUCUCCUUCACCUUCUCCGACACCUCUGGUUCAACGCCCAGUCCCAGCCCCGCCCCGAGCUCCCACGCACAGUCCAACCCUGAGAUCACAGUCACUCCUCCAGAAACAGACCCAUCACCUGCACAAAUCCUCCCAACACGGGAGGACUCCAUAGCAGAGGAGCAUUUAGAGGAGGAAGAGGAGGAGGAGUACGAAGAGGAUGGGGAGACGGGCAGUAGAGGAAGUAGGGGCACUAGUGCCAGCCUCGCCAGCGAUGAAGCCGAGGUGGCGGAGGACUCUGAGUGGGAGCGAACAGAGUCCCAACGAAAUUCUGGCUCCAUCUGUGGUUCGGCUGCCCAAUUUCUCUGUUCCGACGGCCAGCUGUCCACAGUGGCUCCAGAGGACGUUUUCUUAGACCACACUGAUGAACUGAAACCUGUGGAACUGGACACAGAGGAGGCGGGCAGCCUGACUAGGCAGCUUGUGAAAAGGCUGACUUCUUCGGAAAUUGUGCCGCCAAGUGGGAGCUCCACGGAGGGAGGAGGAAGCCUGAGUUGGGCUGGAGAGGGAAGCAGGGCUUUCCUAGAGAGCAGCCUUGAAGAGGCCAUCCACAGCCUGCUGAUGAGGCUGGAGUCUCUAACUCACCGCUGCCGAGAGCUGCAGGACCUGGAGCAGGAAGUGAUGCGUCUGGAGGAUCUGCUCAAGUGUCGACUCCCAGGUCACAGGAGUCGAUCGUCCAGCCUCAGUCUGACAGUGGAGAGUGCCCUGGAGAGCUUUGACUUCCUCAACACCUCUGACUUCGAUGACGAAGACACUGGAGAUGACAACACCGUCCUCAACAUCCAACAGAGGUCUCCGCUUUUUGAUACAGAUGGAGAAAGGAUCGGGGGCCAGCAUCCAGAAGCCAGAGGACACCUGAGCGAAGCCCUGACAGAGGACACCGGGGUGGGAAACAGUGUGGCAGGAAGCCCCCUUCCUCUUACCACUGGAAACGAGAACCUGGACGUGGCAAUCGUCAUUCACCUGCAGUACUGUAAUCACCUCAUACAGAUGUUGACCAGUGGGGUGGGUGUGUGGCAGCGUCGCAGUCUUCUUCUUAAACUGUCCGGACAGACUCAGCUGUUAGAGGAGCUAGCAGAGAUCAGUGUGGACAGACUUGGAGCAAUUACCUCUGCUGCUGAUGUCUUGCCGGGCCUUGCUGAGCGCCCGCAGCUGAUGACUCUGUGGUCAGAGUGCAGCGGGUCUGCAGGACUUUUCCACACCACACUGGACAGAGUGUUCAAACACAUGAACCAGCGCUACACAGCAGUGCUGCAGGAGAGACACCCACAAGACGCCAACACAGUGAUCGGGGUUGUUGUGGGUGAGUUGGUGGACAGGGACGAUCUGGUGGCAGCACACAAUCCUCCUGUCGCUGCGCUCUCCCAGGACGUCCUCACUGUGUUUCAGUUCCACAGCUACAUCUUACAACAUGAAGUACAGGACAUGGAGACACACCUGCUGCAUCUGGCCAGAGAGGAUGUGUUUGCAGAGGCUCUGUGCAGUGGGGAUUAUUCUCGCUGUCUAGCAGAGCUUGAGCACGUGCCUGUGUCGUCCCUGUGGCCUAGAAACAGCACCCUGAGGGCCCUGGCCUCUCUGCUAACUGCAGAGGACCCUCAGGUCAACAAGGCAGCAGCAGACUACCUCUCUUCAGGAGCAUCACGCAGCCACUUCAAGACCAGGGCUGUGGAGUGCUACACCCAGGCGCUGUCAGAGGCUGGAGGUCAGAGCCAGAGGGCUGCCUGUUCAGCUCUCAGCUGUCUGCAGGCAGUAGAGAGUAUCAGGGCGGUCGUAGCACUGUGUGAUUCAGCUGAUGAAGAGCUUCGCCAUGUUGCCAUAGAAACCCUGCUCACAUUUGGUGAGGAGGGGCGGCUGGCGUACGAACAGCUGGACACGGUGCCGGGGGAAAUUUUCCGUCUAGGGACGCGGCGAGGAAACGCUGUCACCACUGCCUUCUGAGCCACCGUGCCACUGAAAACAUCACAAAUGACAUCUCAGCCCAAGCUCCAAGGACAGCACUGCCCCUCAGCUUUACCCCCCACACACUGCACACCUCACAGGGCUGUUAAUGACUGAUCACUUUAUUGAUCUGCUUUUUGGCGCAGACUUCUCCACACCGCCACAUUAAUCCACUGUUUUUACUGAUACUGCCUCCUUAAAAGGAACUAACACCAAACAAACUGUCUUAACCACAACGACACACAACCUAUACCCCUCCUGCACGCACACACACUUACACUCCUUGUUCCUCCAUCAUCUCCACUUUCACACACACUCUCCCCACCCUCCACCCUCCCUUCCUCUCCCUGCUUUCUGAGCCAGGCAGACCGGUCAGGUUGACUUUAACUGGAGAAGUGGAUUGGACACAGCCGCUGAAAGGUGCUCCAAAAGACUGUGGAAACUAGAAUUUCGAGCAAUGCAUCUUCAUAUAACCUCUAUCAACAAGCUAUUCACUGCACACAACACUUGUAUCACUUACUCACUGAUUAAUUAUCAUCUUGAUUGUUACAGUCAGUUGUGUUGCGCAAUAUACUAAUUAUGAUCUUUGUAUAAUCACUGUUUAUCACAUGUUUUAGUUGGUGGUUUUGCAUUAGGAAAUGUUUUCUGGCGCUUUCAGAAGAUUUGCACUCCUUGUAAGGCAUGUAAAUAUGGCAUAUUUUACACAGCCGGUGUAAUAUAUGUGCUUGUAUUUAAAAUAUAUUUUUAAGUUCCGUUUUUCUAGUACGUUCCAUUUUGAGUUUCAGGGAUUCUUGUAUGGUUGAAAGAUGUGUGUUUUGUGGCAGGGAGGACCAUUAAUAAAUUGAGAAUGGCUUCUAGGAGGAAGUGAUGUGGUUUAAAAGCUCUAGUUUAACAGCAGUUUACAGUCUUGAAUAGAUUUUGACCUCAGCUAUCUAUCACAGGAGGAACAGGAAAAACUGAAGGGCAGAGGUGAAACAGGUCAGCACAGUGCCCAAGGUUCACUCACUCAGCAGUUUAUAUCAGAGUUUUCUCAUACUUGCAGUUGAACAAGUGCAAUUUUUCUGUACAUACGUGACUUUUUGCACCUAGCUGACGUGAGAAGACGUUUGAUAAAGUCAGCUUUGACCAUUUGAGCCUUGAUAUGGUCGAACAGGCACGUUCCACAGAUACACUCUUUUGUAAAUGUAUUUUUCCUACCAGGUACGGAGCCAUUCGAGGGCAAUAAAUGUGGUAUAGGAUCGUACACUUUCUCAAUAAAUGUACAGAGAGGAGCUGAGUAAAGGUGUAGCCUCAGUUUGGGCUAACUGCACAUUUAUACAUUAUGUGAGCUAAUGGCAGGAUUAGAAAUUAGGCUUUUUUUUUUAUGAGAAGCUGCAGAAUGAAGUGUUCUGUUUGGUAUGUUUUGGGUAUGUUUAAUUUCCCUGCAACCUAACUGUAAUGUGGGGGAAACUGACCCGAGAUAGGCGCCUAAUACCAACUUUUCUCAUUGUAACUGUACUACUGAGUCUUGUGCUAGUGCACAGUGACAAAGCUCACAUUUGUUCACACAUCUUAUUUAUUAUUUACUCCUUGUAAUUCUAAUAUUCUUUGGAGUUAUACUGUAAUAGUGCAGAUGGCAUUGUUAUGUAAAUUAAUUGUAUAUUUAUGUUCUAUUUUGGAGCAGGUCUGGUAUUUGAAAUAUUGUUUAUCAUAUAAAAAGGCCUUCAUGUUAUGUUUAUCCAUGCAAAUGAUUUCAUGCUUAACUUUAAUUGGAGUUUAUUUUGAAUGAAUUAUAUUAGAUAAAUUAUUAUUUUGGAGAAUAUUAAGAUUUGCUAAUAGUAUUAUAGAUUUUGUUUCCCUAAAAGGUCCCAAUGGGACAUUAUAUAUUAGAAAUUUUACUUUAUUACUUAGAUUUACUGUAACCAAAGGAAAAAUUAAUUUUAAAAUGGUCUUUUAAUAAGAGUUCAUGAUUUAUUAAAGAGAAUGUAUGUAACACAGUGUUUGCAUUUUGGCCAGAAUACUCACUUAUCUUUAAAGCACAACUUAAAAAUAAGACAAACCCUUAAUAUAUGAAUCUUAUCAUUUGGUUCUAACUGCACAGUCCAAAAGCCAUAUUGAUUAAAAACCAGUAGUAAUAUUUUUAUGAAAUGUAUUUUCCUUUUUGUAUUGUAAUCUGUAAAUGUGUGAAGUUGUUACUAAAAGCUAAAGAUGGCUUAGGUUUUUUUUCUAUACAUCCUUUGCAAAACAUGGUCCAUAUUUUAAGUAACGGUUACUUUUAUUUCUUCUGAGAUGUGAAUAGCAUUACAGUAUUUUGGUAAAGUAUCUAAUUCACCCACUCAUUCAGUGUUUGUUAUUUUAUUUCCCUGAGUGAGCUACUUUCUUUUUACACACUUGUAGCUUACCAGUGUUAACUCAAGUUGAUUUGUUGGCUGUUGGAUUCCUAAUCACUAACUACAAGUUGUCACAAUCUUGAAUUAUUUAGAGAGUGGUUUUAAGAAUAUCUUUGCUGAAAUUGAUCUUUAUCCAUUUCUGUGGUCAAUAGCUUCUGUACUGAUCCAUUUAGUUGCAUACUACUCUUUCCAUUGUCAGUAUUUCCUCUGUUCAUCAAAAGUUGCAAUAAAAGUUUAUUUUUGCAUAAUUAAA